AUGUCCGGUCUGGCGCCUUCUGACGCCGCGUCAUCUGCGACCUCCGACACCCCUCUCGAGUUCAUCCUGCACGUGUUAUGUCCAUCUCUACCUCCACCGAACCGGUUUACCUUCAGAGACUUAACCGCGUCCCAUACUCUUGCCGAUCUUAAAGCGCGGAUAUCCCAGAUUCUUCCCAAUCGACCCUCUCCAGAGCUCCAGCGAUUGAUUUACUGCGGGAAGCCCCUGCUGGAUGAUAGCGUUAGCUUGCAGCGCAUUUUAGGCCCAGUAAAUGGCGCUGAAUAUUCCAUGCAUCUUGUCCUCCCGCCCAAACCGCCGUCACUUAGCCCGACAGCCUCAACCUCGCCUGCCUCGGCCCCACGGUCCCCAGCUGGUGUUUCUGCAUAUCAGAGUCCUUUCAUUCAUAGCCGAUCGGUACCGCCGAGCUCGAUACCAAAUGGUGGACAGAGUCUCAGAUACAGGGGCCCAACGACCCCUGCAGUUCCAAACGAAGCGGAGAUUGGGUUAGCGCUGCGGCGUAAUAUCGAAGCCAUUCGUCAACAGAUCGAACAGCGAGAGCGAGACGCUUCUUCUCUACAAGGACAACAUAGCAAUGCGACAUCACUUUCAAAUCCCCUUACCUCACCACAGCCAGCCGCGUGGCCACGGACGUCGCAAAGUCUAUCGCAGCCUCCAACGACUGCAACAACAUCCCAAUUCUCACACUUACCGUCGCUUGGACUCCCAGAAGAUCCACAACAGAGCUUGCGCAUCAUCCGGCCCCAGAUUGCUCUGUGCGAAGAACAACUUAAUCGAGGAAUUGCACCUCCAAUGGACCAGAUCAUUUGGCUCCGAAGUCAGUUGUUUGCGCUCCUUGAUGAGCAGUAUCGAAACCCCAACGCAGAACGGGAUGGUUCGAUUGAGUCCUUACUCAGUCGCGUCUUUAAUCUCUACACUCGAGCGGACCAAAUGCGCGUCACCCAAUGUAGGACUGCCCCGGCUAACAGACCGGUCGACGGUCUUGCGGCUUCCGGAGCCAACGCUCAAGCACAGACGCCCCUGUAUCUCCUAACAUCACCCACGGGAUAUCAAGCUCUUGUAUCCCCGCAACGGCAAGAGACCAUCCACACCACCCUCGAGGCGCUUCGUGCGGCGCAUGAUGCCCAGACAGCGCCUUUCGCUGGCGCCGCGCAUCCAAAUGCGCAAAACAACACACAGCCUAACGUAAUGGAAAACGCCGUUCGCCGGGCGGCAGUCAAUUACCCGCGCCAAUUCCCUUUCCCACGACCCGUCCGCGAUAACGAUAACAUGCUGGCCCGGAACGUGCGACGCGUGUGGCUCUUUGUGCGCCUGUAUUUCUUCUGCUACAUGUUCAGCGAGCCGGGAACUUGGUCGCGCGUGUUCGCCAUCUUGAAGGACUCGUGCAGAAUCUACCCCAUGAGCGUGCGGAUGGCGGAGACCCCGCAGGGCCUGCGAACGAACCAGCGCAACCGCCCCCGGGUGGCGCAUCUCUCCUGA
This is a messenger RNA of Aspergillus terreus NIH2624, 1497 nucleotides long. RefSeq lists its product as uncharacterized. Gene Ontology annotation, biological process: endoplasmic reticulum unfolded protein response. The coding region runs from base 1 to 1497 and encodes 498 amino acids. Gene Ontology annotation, molecular function: protein binding. NCBI's taxonomy places the organism in Eukaryota, Fungi, Ascomycota, Eurotiomycetes, Eurotiales, Aspergillaceae. The record is from RefSeq and is a predicted model, not a curated record. The transcript has 3 exons.